Messenger RNA from Dreissena polymorpha, 1733 nucleotides. RefSeq lists its product as uncharacterized. Lineage: Eukaryota; Metazoa; Mollusca; Bivalvia; Myida; Dreissenidae. The transcript is spliced from 6 exons. Bases 1 to 552 code for a protein of 183 amino acids. The record is from RefSeq and is a predicted model, not a curated record.
AUGACGGUGUUUAUCUACCAAACAUUGGCCGCUUAUCCGUAUAUAAUUUUAUUAUUUGGGAAAUGGAUCAAUACAUGGAUUGAACCGUUGUUUUUAGAAGUUAGAAUCAUUUUAUUUGGUUCCAUUAGUCAUACCAGCGAUGAGUCACCAUUGAACAGUUUAGGCAAAGGCUCUUUGCAAAACGAAAGGUCAUCAAGUACUGAUACAUGUUCCCAAAGUUGUGGAGAUGUUGAGAACAGAGUCGAGGAGACCGCUCUAAAAGCUUGUAGAUCAGAGCUGUCAUCUGAAGACUCCAGUGAUCUAGAAGUAGAUGGAGGUAGACGUGUUGAUGACGUUGACACAAGCCAUUGCAGGGCUGAAACCAAUUCAUCCGCAUUAGCAUAUGGCACACAUGUUGAUCUACCGACUCCAAGUCUGUUUGUUUCAAUGUUCAGUGAUGUGGAUAUGAAUGGAGCUUCAUCCAUUGAGCAAGAUUAUGUCGGAGAACUACCUCUGCCAAACCUUCCGUACUAUGGGAUGGAUCCCAGCCGAACAUGCUGUACUAACGGAUAGGCGCAUCAUCUUUGUAUCCAUCCAAACCUACCAGUGUCAAAUGGAUAUCACAUCAUGACCUAAUUACAUUCAUGAACAAGAGCAUUCAUUAUUGCACUAAAAGAUGUUCUUAUUGUUAAUUUGGUAUUUCAAUAAUUUAUUUAUGCUGUAGUUAUUAUGUAUUUAUAAACAUUUGAUCCCAGUACGUUAGAAUAGCUAACAUGUUUUCCAACCGGUGUUCAUUAUCACGAUAUUCAUCGUGAUUAUAGUUAUCGAUGUAUUGCACAUUUAAUGGAGAAUAAGGUUGAUUAUCUAUUUUUGUCAACGAACAUAGAAAUACUUAAUUUAUUUUAUAACAAAUGUUUACUUAUGUAAGUUUUUUGAGGUUGUGAAUGAUGUGUUCAAGUAUUUCUUGCCAUAAAAGUAUGAUAACAUAUCCCUAGAACUAUAUUUUAACUGGGAAUAUGAAAACAAAACAUGUUUGCUUUACUUGUAUAGGAUGUUUAAGGAUCAUUUGUGUAUUUAUUAGGACAAGUCAAUUCAAGAAACACAAGUCAUGAACAAAUUGUUUUGCGUCUCUUAACAACCUCCUGUCUUUUAUUUAUGGCAAGUGACCGAUUGCUUUCUCAAAACAGAUCAUUAAAUUUAGCAACUGUUUACUAAAGCUGGGGUCAUCGCAUUGGUACAUUUAGUCAUGUUUUAAAAUCUCAAUUGCAAUAUAUUUGUGUUCAUUUUUCCCACUUUACAUAAAUUGCAUUUAUCUGGUUGAAUAUAUACAUUGACAAAAUGCAUAAUAUGUUUAGAUAGAUGUUCAGUGUGUGUUUUGUGUUUUGUAGAAAGGAAAAGGGAGACAAUUAAAUUGAAUUAUGAAAUAUUUACAUAUGGAGAACUUGGUUUACGCGUUUUAAAAUAUAGCUCGUCAAUAUAUAUUUUUGAAGGGAAAUCAUCCUUAUCAAUCAGCUUGAUUAUGAUACUGUCAUGUUAGUGAAUAUAAUUUAUUGUAGAUAUAAUUAUUCUAAAUUAUAUAUGCGGCCAUAAAUUCUGUUAACAUUUUAUGUUUACACGGGCAUAUAAUUAAUGUUUAAAUGAAAUGUUAGUGUGUAGAACUGUGUUUUAAAAAAUGUUGAAAUUGUAGACAAUAAAACUACACAGAACACAAUUAAUGUUUUAAAAUGUAUGUCAAUAAAACUUAAAGAGUACAA